AUGUUACUAUGUCCAACCCUCCAAUACAUAUUGUGGCUCUGCACUCUCUUCCCUCUCUCUCUCGCCUUCCCAUGGCAUGCUACCACAACCUACGCCCUUACUGUGAUCAACAGCGUUGCCCAGCCACCGACCUUUGAAAACAUUGCAACCAGACACAACGGCCAACUUCUAUUGACUUCCACUGCCUCCCCAAAACUCUACCAGGUUGACCCAUUUCAUAAGGAUGCAAUGAUAAGCGUUGCUGAUAUCCCUUAUUCAACCGGAUUGCUUGGUAUUGUGGAACUGGAAGAGGACAUCUUCUAUGUGGUUAGCGCAAAUCUGAGCUCCCCUAUCGAAGGAGUCCCAAGCUCCAACGCUGUCUGGAAAGUCGACAUGCGCGACCACGGUUUGUCUUUCGGGUCGAACAAGACAGCAAAGACAACGACACCUGUUUCACUCGUGGCCAAUAUCACCAGAGCGCAAUUGCUGAAUGGCAUAUGUCGAUUGGCACACCAGGAUGAGAAAUCACUCUUGAUUGCAGAUUCGCAGGCAGGGGUAAUCUUCAAACUGGACGCGCAUACUGGCUCAUACCAAGAAAUCAUCAAUGACGACGCCCUCAAGAAUUCCCCCGGGGGUUUACAAGUUGCCGUGAAUGGGAUCCAUGUGCGAGGUUCACAUCUGUUUUUCACCAACCUGAACAAGGGCAUAUUUGGCCGGAUACCUGUCUCUUUAUCCACUGGCUUACCUACCGGUCCAAUUGAAGUUAUCAUUGAUGGUAUACAUGGCGAUGACUUUGUCGUUUCUUCGGAUGGCCAAAGUGCAUGGAUUGCGAUGAACGGCGGCCAAAACUCUCUGCUCAAGGUAGAUAUUCCUGGGAAAAGUGCGCAGGUUGUUGUCGAAUCAUCCUAUCUGGCAUCAGCAUCUUCUGUAUCGGUAGGUCGAACUCUGUUCGAUCGGGACAGUCUUUAUAUUUCCUCCGCAGGGAUAUUUAAUGCUGCUCCUGGAUCCAAUCUUACGGUCGCUGGCGGUAUUGUCGCAAGGGUCGAUAUUAGAAAAGGUAGAUAA
This is a messenger RNA of Penicillium canescens, 1044 nucleotides long. RefSeq lists its product as uncharacterized. The record is from RefSeq and is a predicted model, not a curated record. NCBI's taxonomy places the organism in Eukaryota, Fungi, Ascomycota, Eurotiomycetes, Eurotiales, Aspergillaceae. Bases 1 to 1044 code for a protein of 347 amino acids. The transcript has a single exon.